Cuculus canorus (common cuckoo) is the source of this 4453-nucleotide messenger RNA. RefSeq names its product proline rich 15 (gene PRR15). The transcript is spliced from 2 exons. The record is from RefSeq and is a predicted model, not a curated record. Bases 172 to 492 code for a protein of 106 amino acids. Lineage: Eukaryota; Metazoa; Chordata; Aves; Cuculiformes; Cuculidae.
CCACCGCCCCGCCCCCGGGGGCGAGCGGCGGGCCCGGCCGCCACCUGCCGCACACCCGUCCGCCGCUCCGAGCUGCCGGGCUCUGCCCUCCCUCCCUCCAUCCGUGCCGCGGAGGGAGGAGCGGCCGCACUUCCCCGUGGGACAAGGAGAGCGCUCCCGCAGGAGCCCGAGAUGGCGGACAGCGCCGCCGCCGCGGUGAAGGGCGGCUCGGCGGGGCCGUGGUGGAAGUCGCUGACCGGCAAGAAGAAGCAGAAGGAAGCGGCGGCCGCGCCGCCCCCCGCCGGCGAGGCGCCCCCCGCCGCCCCCCCGAGCCCCGGCGGGCGGGACGAGCAGCAGCCGCCCCCGUUCGGCGGCGAGGCGGCGGGCGGCGGCAGCCGGAGGAGCCUCCGCGUCUCCCACUCGGGACGCUUCAAGGAGCGGCGGAAGGUGCGCACCUCGCUGCUGGCCGACAGCCCCGAGGUCUUCGACGGCGCCGCCCGCGGGGGCGAGUAGCCCCGCAGCCGGGCAGGUGGAGCCUCGGGGGAGGCGGAGGUGCGAGGCAGCGGCUCGGACAUGCUGCGGCGCCGCCGGAGCGGCCGGGCGGGCGCGGGAAACACGGCCGAGACUCGACCCCAGACGACGGGACGAUGGGAUUUGUCUUCAAAUCACCCCGAUGAACGCCCCCGGUCCCGGCGCUGCGGGCUCAGAGGUGCUGCCGCAGGGUUCUGCGCCUUCCCCCAGCCACUGACUGCUCGGAACUGUGACCCAGCUCCUCUCGGCUCCGCGGCCGAGGGGGUGCUGUGCUGCUCUCAUCUCACACGCUACCUUAUCGAAGGAAGGGGGGAACAAAGUGCUCUUAUCUAAUUUCAGGACCGAAGACCUCCAGCCAUGCCACGGGUCCUGAGGGGUUGUGCCUCAUUAGCAGGCACACCGUGAACCCAUCCUUCUUCUCCCCAGAGGGGUCAAGAGGGGUACCGUGGGGAGCAAGUGCUCGGAUUUGCCCGUGCCCCACAUCACAUUUACAUUUAAAUAUGCAAAAAGCCGGACCAUGCUGGCUUUCUCCCCCUUCUUACUGUUUUAUGGUAAGCAGGUGCUUCAGAGGUUGGUCUCCUGUAGCUCUGCUACAGCAGGAGGCCGGUUGUUGUCUAGCAGUUCACGCUGUUUACCCUGGAAACACAUAACUUUUGCAUAAUUGGUGAUAACUGGCACAAUGAAGCUUCAAUGAAGAAAUUGUGUAGUAAAAUGUAAAUACUUCUUGGGGAGACGAGGACAGCCCUGGAGACCAUAGGCAGGGUGGUGGUACUCCUAAUGUGGAAACAGGCUUGGGCACCGCUGGAAAUAUUCUUUACUGUUUACUGUGUCUGAGGCUUGUGAAGCAAGUUUAAAGGUUCCCAGGAUUUCUUUUGAUACAGAGAUAAUGUGCUUUAGCUCGGGCAACUAGCUGCUCCCACGAAGAGCUCCUAGAUCUUUGGACAAAGCCAGGUUAUAAACCAGAUUUGUACUGGUGGUGUGCCUUACAGAGCAAACUCAGCUAAAACACUUGUCGAUUACACAUUUCUUGAGAGUAGGUGAUGUAGCAAUAACUGAUGUAUUUAUUUUCAGUACAUUAACAAUAUACUUUAUAUUGUUAUAAUGUUUCUAGACUUUUCCUGAAUGUGAUAUAAGAUAUUACAUAGUGGCAGGGACCGAAAAUUAUUUCCUAGCAGUCAGGUAUUAUGCAGUUCUGAUUUUGUUUCGUAGUAACUAAUGAUUUAAGGUCAACUAAAAAUAAAAAGUGACCUGAAAGCAAACAAGAGCUGAGUUCCAGGUGAAAUUAUAGAUUAAACCAGUUGCUGAUGAUCACUGAACAAUGCAGUAGGUGCUGGGCAAGUGCCCCAUGGUUCAAUGUGUGUAAUAAUAUAUAAUUUGAAAUUUGAAAGCUCCUGUGUGAUAAACUCGGACAACCUAGCUGGCUUAGGUACUUACUGGUCCUUCACUCAGCUAUUCCUUCAGACUCUGAAAUGCAAGGACCAAAGGACUGUAUCAUGAUAGAUCAAUUUCCAUAAAAGCUUUUUACCACCCAAUGUGCAGACAUAUGCUUUUUUUAUUUCGUUUAGUAAAACUACAAGGUACUGAUUGGUUUUGGACUGCCAUUUUAUGUUCCUGACUAUGUGCUGACCAAGCAAAGAGCUGGGAGGAUUGAUGGGGGGAGCUCUUAAAAGUUUCUCUUCAGAGGCGCUUUUUGUAUGUGGAGCCUCUUCAGUCAAGGGGCAUCUUAAAUCCUGUCAAGGAGAAGCAAUUGGAGCAAACCCAGCUUUACAUGAUGGAGUGUGAAAGAGAAAGAGGAAGUUUAAAAGCUGGGAAUGGAGAGGUGGAUGAAGAACCGUACUUCAGCUACAGUUAGUUGAGGCGGGGAGGGGGCAAAGGGACACACAAAAGGAGGCAGAAAGGGGUGGCUUUGGUGCCAGGGUUGCAAUACUACCUUUGGAAGACAACGUGUUCAUAUUUAUUUAUUAUGGGGAAAAAAAUAAUCUGCCUAUAUUUAUGUAUUCUAGGGCCCAAAGGACAAUGUGUGCGUGUGAAAAUGCAGUUUUCUCUCUCUUGUACCUCCGACCUACCUCUUUCUACCUGGAACCUCUGCCCCUUGGAAACAUCUCAUGUUUAUUAGUUGCAAAUCUUCUCCUGGAUACAAGAUAGCUACCAAUUUGGGGUUUAUUUGAGAAGAAGUCUGCUGUGCUGUUCAGAUAGCUGCUGUUAAGGUUCAAUAUCAAUACUGGUUAAUAUGUGACUAAAUAUUAGCUGUGUCUUAAUCCUUGUGUGUAGUGGUUCAGCUUGGAAAUUUGGUCAGAAUACAAAGUCAAUAAAUGCACAUAAAAUUACUUCCUCACAGCUAUCCUCCAUCUUUAUCCUGACCUUGAGCUGUGGGAAGGAGAUGUAAUUCUAUCUUCCUGCUCAGUCAAAUCCUUGCUUCAAUGAAUUUGAUAGCAGCCACUGAAAAACUAGAUCCAUGAGAAAACAAGUUGACUGCCUCUGUUCACUUUCCCCGCCCUCUGUGCAAGGACCGCACAGCAAUAGUUGUCCUGACUAAUAGGUUAGUCCUGACCCACGUGCUACAGCAAGGAGUGAGAAGCCCCAUUUGCUAUAACCAGCUUGCAGCACAGAAAUAGUCCUCUUAUUUCUCAGUCUAAGCAUCAAAUAAAGCUUUAAGCAAUCUAUACAUGUGGCAAUGAAUUAAGCUGGUACAGAAAAAGACUGCAUUUUAUGUAUGGAGCACCUAAGAAUUUUUUUUAACCCUUGAAGUGGAGAAAGUUCAACUUUUCUUUUGUAUUGGAGCAUACUUGUUCAGUUAUAAGAAGAGUACGUUUCUGUGCAUUGAACUAUUAAAAGGGCUGUCCAUAUUCUUAAUACAGGUAUUUUCCUCAUCUCCUUUAGAAAGAUCAUGCAUCAGAAAGUAAGUUUAGGAAAUGGGGUGGCUGAGAAAUUAGUUGUUGUUUGGUUUUGAAAGCAAGCAGUGACAUAUUGAGAAAAUAAAUGGAAAUAAGCAGAAAAGAUUCAAUCUCAGCUAGGUCAGUUGUAGUGCAAUUUUCUUAAUAUUAUUCCAAAUACCACUAAGGAUUGCAGGUUUGAGGCAAAAAAAUAAAUAUUUAGUAAAUAGAGUGAACUUUUCAAAUAAACUUGCAAAGUACAUGCCUGCUUAUUCCUGCACUUCGCCAAACUAAAAAUAAAUCUCUGAGAAACUGUCUGGUGAAUCAUUCCCUGCUAUUGUAGGCUGGUCAGUCUGGACCUCAACAAAGAUUAUAGGGAGCACCUGCAGAAAAUUAUCCUAAACUGGAAACACUGGAAAAAAUGCCUUGAAAGCCUCAAGACUUCUAACCUUAGAUGUUAUAUACGGGUAUGACUUAGACUGAACUGAAAGAGUGGAGAGGGGGCUUGGCUGUUUUGGGAAGGAGAGGGGGCUUCACAUGUUUUUGGGCUUUGUUGUCUGGGUUUUUUUUAAGUUCUGUCUUCACUGUAGUGCAACCAAUGAUAAUUUUAUAUUUGAAAUAUAAAGUCUCUUGCCUAUUAACAAGAUUAUGUUAUACAAGGACUAAAAAUGGGAAGGACAGAACUCCCAGUCUUGGCGUGUCUGGUGCAGCUGGAUGCUUCCCUUGAAAGCCCAUGUUUAAUUUAGCUCAUUCAAACAUCUGAUAUCUAACUGGGAGAAAAGCUGUUUCAAGUGCUGGUACAAAUUGGCAGCUCAUUUUUCCGCCUUUUGGGAUCCUACCUGGUAGGGCAAAAGAAAGAAAGCCAAACCUGCUAUUUUCAGAGAUGUCUUUUAAAAGCUUGUGUGAGAGUGUUAAUUAUAGAAUGAUAUUUGAGACCAUAUAAUUACACCAUUUUGAAAAACAAACCUUUCCCCUUCAUCACUAAUUUAUUGUAAAUAGGAUGGAAGACCUGCUGGCUGUGAUUUUUUAAUUUCAGUAUAAAAUGAAAAGAAUAAAGUUGCUCAAUUUUA